Messenger RNA from Cuculus canorus (common cuckoo), 2101 nucleotides. It is a transcript of the gene GDE1, whose product is annotated as glycerophosphodiester phosphodiesterase 1. The transcript is spliced from 6 exons. The record is from RefSeq and is a predicted model, not a curated record. NCBI's taxonomy places the organism in Eukaryota, Metazoa, Chordata, Aves, Cuculiformes, Cuculidae. The coding region runs from base 49 to 1038 and encodes 329 amino acids. Gene Ontology annotation, biological process: lipid metabolic process. Gene Ontology annotation, molecular function: phosphoric diester hydrolase activity.
CCGGCCGCGUCCCGGCCGCCCUUGGCCCGCGGCGUCCCGGCGGCCGCGAUGCUGUGCUACGCGGAGGCGCCGCUGUGGUCGCUGCCGGCGCUGCUGGGCGCGGCGCUGGCGCUGGUCCGCGGCCCGGCGCUGGGCUGCCUGCUGGCGGCCGGCCUGGCGCUGGCGCUGCAGCUGCUCAGCCUGGCGCCCGCCGCCCCCCACAGCGCCCGCCGCGUCCUGCGGCCCCGCGGCCGCCCCGCCCGCAUCGCCCACCGCGGCGGCGCCCACGACGCGCCCGAGAACACGCUGGCGGCCAUCCGAGAGGCAGCUGCGAAUGGAGCAACGGGUGUUGAGCUGGAUCUUGAAUUUACUGCAGAUGGUGUUCCCAUUCUAAUGCACGAUGAAACAGUAGAAAGGACAACUGAUGGGUCUGGAAGAUUGUGUGACUUGACUUUUGAUGAAAUUAGGAGGCUUAAUCCGUCUGCAAAACAUAGGCUGUGGAGAAAAUUCCAAGGUGAGAAGGUACCAACUCUGAGAGAAGCUGUCGUGGAGUCUAUGCGUCACAAUCUUACAAUCUACUUUGAUGUCAAAGGCCACGCAAGUCAGGCGGUUGAUGCCCUAAAGCAACUCUACCUGGAAUUUCCACAUUUGUAUAAUGACAGCAUAGUCUGUUCUUUCAUGCCAGAUGUUGUUUAUAAGAUGAGACAAGCUGACAGUAAUGUUGUAACAGCACUGACAUACAGGCCUUGGUUUCUGAGUCAUUUUGGAGAUGGAACACCCCAUUUCAAUUCCUUCUGGAAACAUUAUUUGUAUAUGAUGAUGGAUGUCAUUCUAGAUUGGAUCUUACACAGUUUCUUGUGGAGACUUUGUGGGGUUUCAGCUCUCCUUAUACAGAAAAAUUCGGUUUCUCAAGAGUAUGUGAGGUACUGGUCUUCGAAAGGAAUUGAAGUAGUUGCCUGGACAGUGAACACAUUUGCCGAAAAAAACUACUACGAAAGCGUCCUCGAAUCCAGCUACAUCACCGACAGCUUGGUGGAAGACUGUGACCCUCAUUAUUAGACCGACACUUCGCAGACACUUACCAGCCGGAAUAAAUGGUCUUACUCGGGCGGGUCUCCCACCGAGUGGUGCCCACGGGUGCAGAUGGGACCGUAAAUGCCAUUCUGGGAAGAGCUGUACCUUCUGCUCUGCAGUCAGAUCUGGAAUGCAGAACCCUCCCCGUUGCAGCACUGCCCAGAGCAGAGGUACAGCCACUCGCAGCCUGAGCGGAUCACACUGGAACCAUAAAGGCCUCAGAGCGAAGCGGGCAGGACGCUGGUGGUGCAGGUUGCUUUAUAAUUCUCAGACUAUGCAUUCGCUUUGUUUAAAUCUUGGUUAUAAAGUCAUAUCAGCAAUUUUUGGUGACAAAGUUUGAAAUCUCAUCUUGAUUUUAGUAAUUUAAACAUGUAACAGUUCAAGGUUGAUUUAUGACAUCUUAAAAACAUUUACAUUACUAUUCUCAAAACAGAACCUUAAAAUAAUGGUGCCAAAAUAGAAGGGGAGUAUAUUUCCCUCCUACUGCAUGGGAAGAUGGCCGUACUGUGUCUUGACAAGGAAGAAAAGCCAGAUUUCCACUUUCAAUGUGAAGACUAUGAGAAUUAAUGAGUAAAACUUGAAUAUCUUCUUAUCUUCCAGACUUUUUAAAAGAACCAAGGCAGGAUAGAAGAUUUCUUCUACUGAUACAGCACAUUAAUGUAUUUCUUUUUAAAAGAAAGCUGAAAUGUCUUCUUACUUUGCUUAUUGUUUGCAUGAUUGAAGGGCACUCACAAAGGUAUGUACGAAACUGUAAUCAGGAUUUGAGUCUGCAGAGAAUAAACAAAUACCUGAUAGCUCAUGGGUGCAGUAUUCUUUACUGGCUGUGCAGCAGUAGAUUGCACACGUGCAAAACCAGAAUUGAAUCUUGUGUCUUGUGUUGUGCAUAAAGUUUGUCCUUUUUUUCUGUACCUUUUGUGGCUAUUUUUGGUUUGUCUUUAACGUAAGUUAUGAGCAUGAGGAAAGAUAUGCCUCUUUCCUAAGGCAUUUUUAUGUUCAAAUCAGUGAGGGAGAAAUAAACCAGGCAGCAGCGGGAAAUGGGCUAAACUUC